Messenger RNA from Alligator sinensis (Chinese alligator), 6100 nucleotides. Its product is annotated as tripartite motif-containing protein 45. Gene Ontology annotation, molecular function: ubiquitin-protein transferase activity; zinc ion binding; protein binding. NCBI's taxonomy places the organism in Eukaryota, Metazoa, Chordata, Crocodylia, Alligatoridae. The record is from RefSeq and is a predicted model, not a curated record. Gene Ontology annotation, biological process: positive regulation of DNA-templated transcription; mitotic spindle assembly; regulation of centriole replication. Gene Ontology annotation, cellular component: spindle; centrosome; centriole. Bases 101 to 4276 code for a protein of 1391 amino acids. The transcript has 22 exons.
GGAACGGUGAAGUGGAAAAAACCCUGGUCGUGCCCAGUUCACUCGCCCUUUCAGCAUCCACUCUACCCCUGUGGGACAGGCCUAUUUGAUGUCCUGAAACAUGGGCUUAGGCCCAUUGCAGAAUACUAGUACUGUCCAUGAUUUAACAGUGCAUCAGGCUACUCCUGAGGACAUAUUGCGGCGCCAUGAGAUACAUAAGUCAAAGAAUAAAGUGUUGGCGCACUUGGAGCUACAAGAGAAAGCACUGAAAAGAAAAAUAAAGAAGCAGAAGCAGGGGGCUCCUGAUUCCCUGGAGAAAAGGAAGUUGGCCCUCAUGCGAGAGAUUCUAUCUGACCAAUACCAGCUGCAAGAUGUGUUGGAACAAUCCGAUCAAGCCGUGGCUGUGGUGAAGGACCUGUUUGGGGAUGCUCCUCGCAGACACGCAGGUUUCCCUAAUGUAACCAUGGCUCCUGACUGUGACCUGGAAUACUCCCAAAGUCCAAUUAUACAAAAACGUGAUCCUCCCACCCAGCUUUCCAUCCUCAGUGAGUCUGUCAUGGAUUCCCAGGCUCUUAAUGAAAUAGAAGGGGAAAGCUCCUCCUGUCAUUCAGGGGAUAGUGCAGAUGAACAGAAUGUGUUUCGGAACUACAAGUCCAGCAUUGACAUGGACAGGCUUCUCUGUUUACUGAAAAAAGAAAAUUCUGUGGGAGCCUCCCAGCUGUGGGCUGAUGAGAAAGUGAAAACAGCUGCCCCAUCACAGGAAACAAAUGUACCUGUCACUCCUACGACUGCUUCAUUGCCUUUGGAAGACACAGCCCUUAAUGCUACUAAUGUGGUCAGGAGAAUCCAUUCAAGGCUUCAGAAUGAGGAUGAGCAUGAUGAGCACACUCCAGACUCCCCUUACAUUGCAAGACAAGUGCUGAACCCUAACCCAAGGAAGCACAAGCAAGUUUCAGGAAAAGUGAAAAGAAAACAAACUACACAGAUACCAUCUAAGCAAAAGAGGAAUGAUUGUCUUGCUAAUUCAAUCACCCUCAACCUCCCAAGCAGUAAUACAUCCAGCUUGGAUAUCCUGAAUCACAUGAUACGUGAAGUAGAGAAUGAGUUGGAGGAAUACGAGAGAGGUACUGGCCGCGAGGUCCAGAAAACACAGAAUUGUCAGGGUCUCACUGGGUUUACUUUGUCACUGGUGAAUGCUGUCUGUCGUCUGAUGCGCUACCUCAAAGAGAGUGAGAUACAGCUGCGUCAAGAAGUGGUGAUGAAGCAGAAGCUUGAGGGGGUUCUGAAUGAACACAGAGAGUUGAUUGAUGCUCUGACAGCUGAAAUCCUCUUAGUCAGGGAAGAAAGUAUUGCGACACAGAAACAACUACAGCAUUAUAUGGUGGUAACAGAUGAACAGCUCACUUCACUCACUUUAGCAUAUAAAAGCCUCCUUUUGACAGAUCCUAAGAGAGAACAGAGUCCAAACAGUCUUGGAAUUGCAAUCAAAGAUCCAACAAACAUCCAAGAGAGGUCUGUUUUGAAUUCCACUCUGCCCAAGACUGAUACUUGCAGAGACAAUAUGCUCAAAUUCCCACAAGAGGAACUGUCUGUCCAGCAUCCUCAGUGGUCAUGUCCCCCAAACACUGUAGGAGUGGGCAACAGUUUGCCCAUGCAUGUGUUCCAGCCAGCUGUGUUGUUAUCACCACCUAGACAGAAAAGCAGCCACGACUUCUCUCCUCUUCAGAAUGCACUGAACAGCACGGUUCAAACACAUUUUACCUCCCAGGUCUCUCCAUCUACCCAGAACACUGAGAGGACAGCAAGUGGGGGAAAGAGCUCACCUUCCUCUGUGGGAACACACAGCACAGAUGGGGAGAACUGUUUGCUCAUCCAAAGGUGGCAAGUUCCUCCCACAUCCAAGGACUCUGAGAGUUCUUUGCAAUCGCAUGGCCAGCCAGUGAGCAGUAUCUUCUCCUCUUUGGAUCAGGGUCAGGCCCCUGGUGUUGCUGGGGAGGGGGCAAAGCCCAAUGCCACUGAAGAGUUUUCUCAGAACAAAGAUCUGCUGGGACAAAUCGCUGAGCUAACGCGGCAGAAUGCUCUCAUCAAAGCUCAGUUGAGCAAAUUCAAAGACUGCUCUCAAGGGGCAGGGGAUGGCCUGCACCAGCUAGGUACAGUGCAGAAUAUACACACUGCUCUAGAUCCAGCUACCCAGGGACAGACUUUUCCAGGAGUCUCAAAGAACUUGGAGGAGCGAAUAGCAGAGCUGAAUCGUCAGAGUGCAGAAGCCCGUGGAAAACUGCUGCAGCUGAUAGAACAGCAAAAAUUGGCUAGUGUCAGCACAGUCUCUCCAUCAAUCUCUCCUAUUCCACCACCAUCCAUAAAUUGGACUGGAAAUGCAAAGAGGACAAUUGAGGUGUCUGUUCCAGUGGCAGAAGCUUUCAACAGCUCCAAAGAAGGCACUCCUUCCCCUGCCAGUGGGCCCAGUGCACAGAGAACUUCAGGUGCCUCUAGUAAGGCCUGUUCACCAUUAAGCACCUCUUCAGGAAGUGUGAGAUUAACUCCUGUCAAUCAGAGGCCAAAGGUGAUGUCGGACCCCCAGCAGCAGCCCAAGAUCAUGGCUAAAGUCCCCAGUGAGGUCCGAGCGCCGCCCAGGACCCGGUGCCCACUGUGCACAGAGCUCUUCUUAGCCCCCAAAAUCCUGCCAUGCCUGCACACCUUCUGCCUGCCCUGCCUGGAGCAGCUGGAGCCCUUCUCAGUGCUGGGCUUCCAGGGAGAUUGCAGCUCGGACUCCAGUUCGGAUCGAUCGUGCCUCCUCCGGGACCUGCCACAGCCCCUGCUCAGCAUCCUUUGUCCCGUCUGCGACACGGAGGUCGAUUUGCCCCCCGGCGGAAUUCAGGAACUGACCACGGACUACCUGGCCCUGAACGAGGUGCUGCUGGAGACGCUGCAGGCGCAAGGGCACGGGGUGGUGUGCGAUCUCUGCGUGGAUGGGGAGGCAGCGAAGCGCUGUCACACCUGCAAAGCCAACCUCUGCCACUUCUGCAGCCAAGCUCACAGGAGACAGAGGAAAACAGCCUCCCAUGCUGUGGUGGAUAUGGAGGACCUGAAGGGCUACAACCGGAUCGGGAAGCCCAUCCUGUGCCUGUCCCACCCCUCCGAGGAACUGAAACUGUUCUGUGAGCGGUGUGACCGGCCUGUGUGCCGGGACUGUGUGGUGGACAAGCACCGGCAGCACCCUUAUGACUUCACCAGCAAUGUCAUCCAUAAGCACGGUGACUCCAUGAGGGAACUCUUGAAGAGCACCCAGCAGCAGGUAGGUGCCCUGGAAGAGGCACUGCAUCAGGUUGAAGGGGUGGGCAGCACCAUCCGCAGUCAUGUGGAGGCAGUGGCUGCAGAGAUCCAUGCGUUUGCAGACGGAUACAUACAGGCUAUUGAAGAGCACCGGGACCGGCUGCUGAAGCAGCUGGAUGACUUGAAGGUGCAGAAGGAGAACCUGUUGCACUUGCAAAAAGCACAGCUGGAGCAGCUGCUGUUGGACAUGAGGACGGGGGUGGAGUUUACAGAACACCUCCUGACCAAUGGCUCUGACCUGGAGAUCCUUAUCACAAAAAGGGUGGUGGCGAGCCGGCUGAAGAGGCUGAUCAGAGUGGAUUACAGUGUGCACCCUGGAGGGGAUGAUGGGAUCCAGUUCUCUCCCCAAGAGAAGGCUGGGCAGUACCAUGGCUAUGAGGUUUUUGGGGCUGUUCUCAACAAGGCAGUUGAUCCAGCCAAGUGCAUCCUGCAAGGGGAAGAUCUCCACCAUGCCCGUCAGAAUCAGUCAGCCAGCUUUACUCUACUCUGCAAUGAUGCGCUGGGGGAGCAAAUGGGGAGAGGAGGAGAGUUCGUCAAGGUCACGCUUGUUCACAAGGAUAAGAAGGACUGUGCAAUCAAGCCAGCCAUCUGUGAUAAUGGCGAUGGGACCUACCAUGUUUCUUAUACCCCAGAGGUGCUGGGCACAUACAUUGUCUGCGUCUCUGUCAAAGGGCAGCAUGUGCAGGGCUCUCCAUUCACUUUAACUGUGAAGAACAAAUUCCGCAAGCACCAGGGUGUGUUUCACUGCUGCACAUUCUGCUCCAGCGGAGGCCAGAAAGCUGCUCGCUGUGCCUGUGGUGGGACCAUGCCAGGUGGAUUCCAAGGCUGCGGCCAUGGACACAAAGGUCACCCCGGCUCUCCCCACUGGUCGUGCUGUGGAAGAUUUGUUAAACAUUCUGAGUGCCCAGGUGGGCCACUGGGUAAGACUCUGCAGCGGAGCCUGCUCAGAACUGUAGCACUUUGACAGAUGACUAAGUCCCCACAGACCUGGAGUGUCUCUGCUGGCUGGGACUCAUGCCUGUCUCAGCAGGGUUACAGAGACGGUACCUGUUGCCAGGAAGCACCUUGCUGAGACAGAACUGCAGUGGGGUGUGCUGGGAAAGAGAGACCUGUUAAAAUAAAUACGUGCCUUAUAUUUUGCCUGGGGGAUAUCUGUGAGCACUUGUUUUCACAUGUGGUUAGAAUGAACUGUGGGAAGCACAAUGUUGACUUCUGCUCAGUGAGAACACGGAAUUUGGUAACUAGGCACUGAACUCCAAUCCUAAGUGAACGGUCAUGGGGAGGAAGCAUCAGCACAUACAGGAAGGUGCAGUUACCUCCCAGAGGGUCAAGACACAUCUUGUUCUACAGGGUUGACAUUCUCUGCCUCUGCUCCCUUUCUCUGUUCUCAGCACAUAGUUGUGAAGAGACCAAAGGUCCUGGUUUGGUUGCAUUCCUAGAGCUUUUCCAUACAUGCUUAGGAAAGGCUUGGCACAUGACCUAUUGCUUCUGCCUCUGCCAGACACGGUGCUCGAUUCUGAUCUCAGUUGUGUGGAUACAUCACAAUCGCACUCAACAGAUCCACUAUUUUGCCUGCAAACUGUACUCUCCCUCUAGGUGUGCUGCCUCAGCCUGUGAUCUUUUUAGGUCCCACAAACUACACAGGAUCAGGCUAGAUUGAUACCUGGUUAUGUAAAAUCCAAGGGAAGCCCGUGGGACUGGAGGAGAGGGUGUUGAUGAUUAAGUUAGAGGGUGCAUUACCAUGUGAGUCAGUGCAACACCUGUUCCGCACUGUGUGUGGCUGGAAAUGGAAUGAGAUACUGAAGUGAAUGCACCUGUUGCAUGUGAAGAAGCUGGGGGCAAUCUGAGUGCUCAGGUAUGCCUCCUAGCAAGUGCCAGAAGAGGAGCUUGCACAGACCUUUGGCCAGUGCAGAAAACUGGCAGAAGAAAUUACCUGAACUGAGCCAUGCCCCUUGUUUUAAAUCACAUCAGCUUCUUGCUUCUGCUUUGUUCGUUCCUCUUUGGCAGAGUCCCAUAGAGUUUGUGCUGUUUUUCAUCUGCAGGGUGGUAUUACAUUCUGCUCACGCAUAGCUGGGAAAGCUAGGAAAGAGAAAUGGCUUCCCCUUCUAUGUAGGCCACUGGAACAAAUGCAGCCUGGGCUCACAGCAGCAGGAUGUCAUCGUAAGGCUGAACUGUGACUACAUUUGGAUUUCACCUACUUGCCUAAAGUGCUUGUUUAUAACGGGUCUAAAUGCUCAGGGGUUACCCAGUGUUUUGUGGAAUUAAAACUUUUUAGCAUUCACAUUUAGUGACUCUGUUAUAAAGUUACUAGGGACUUUGGUUUGUUAGUUAUCUUUCUACAUCCUAAGUCAGCUGAAUGUGAGCAGUGCCCCAUUAAGCUUUGGGGUUCCAGCCCCUCAUAUCCCAGUUGCUAGUUCCCCUACUCUGCAUUAAGUCCCACAGCUGCUGUCUGUGUGUGUGCUGGGCCCAUGCAUUGAACUAUUGGACCCUUAGGAGUAGGGUAUGCUCUAUGCCCAGACUUGAACAAUCUGUCAUACCCAGGCAGGUGUGCCUGGACUCUUAUCACUUGCACAAACCUUGUGAGGAGGUGGCAUAUUAGGGCCCACCACAGAGGCAGCUGGGGUUCCUCGUGCCAUCUAGGACUGAGAAGGGGAACUGCUUGAGGUGUGGACAGAAAUGAGCCAGUCGGUUUUAUUGAGGUAGGGACAGUACACAAGUUUACAUAGCAACAGUUUGAUUCUUGUUUAUGAAUAAUAACUGUCAUAAAUAUUAACUAAUAAAAAAUGGU